This is a messenger RNA of Phacochoerus africanus (Common warthog), 3248 nucleotides long. It is a transcript of the gene PBXIP1, whose product is annotated as PBX homeobox interacting protein 1. The record is from RefSeq and is a predicted model, not a curated record. The transcript is spliced from 11 exons. NCBI's taxonomy places the organism in Eukaryota, Metazoa, Chordata, Mammalia, Artiodactyla, Suidae. The coding region runs from base 124 to 2337 and encodes 737 amino acids.
GGUCACAUGACCGUCCUUUCUUGGAGCUGUAAAGCUGGAGAGGCAGCAACAAGUUCAGCGGAAGACUGAAGCCAGGAGCAGGGUCAGGUGGCGGCCUGAACAGCCUCAGGGACCUCUGCAACUAUGGCCUCCUGCCCGGACUCGGACAAUAGCUGGGUGCUUGCUGGCUCAGAGAGCUUGCCUGUGGAGACGCUGGGCCCUGAAUCCAGGAGGGACCCAGAGCCUGAGAGCGCCCCCCACACCCCUCAGAGCCCCUCCAAGGCAGCUGCUGAAGAAUUAGCUGGGACUUUGGAUGGAAAAGAGACCCUGUUUCAGAGCGGGCGCUCUGGGUCUGGCCCGACUCUGCCAGAGGAGACGGAAGCCAAGGGAGGCCUGGAAGGUGAUGCUUGUGGAAUGGAGCCCCCUGGCCCAGGAGACACAGAGGCCCAGGGAGACUUGGAGGAGACCCCCAUGAUGGGAGGCCUGGGACCAGACACACAGGACCUGGAGGAUCAGAGCCCCCCCCACAGCCUGCCCUCAUCCGCCAAAACAGCUUGGCUCAGCAAGGAGGUCCAUGGCUCCAGCAGUGAGGAUGACACAGAUGUGGACGUGGAGGGUCUGCGGAGACGGCGGGGUCGGGAACCCAGCACUCCGCAGCCCGCAGCCCGCCCGGGUGUAGAGGACCUGGCCCAGGCCCGAGGCGAGGCCGCGGGCAGGGAGCUGGGCAUCUCCCUCAACAUGUGGUUCCUCGGGGCCCUGGUUCUGUUGGGUCUGGGCAUCCUCCUCUUCUCUGGUGGCCUUUCAGAUUCAGAAAGUGGGCCAGUGGAGGAAGCGGACCUGCAGGUCUUCCCAGAUACCGGCUCAGAUACUGAGAUACUGGAGGCUGUGGGGGAUGGGCAGGAUGGGUUAAAGCAGCAGUUGCAGGCCUCGGCGCCCCCUGACAGCGUCCCCAGCCUGCAGAACAUGGCCCUUCUGCUGGACAGGCUGGCCAAGGAGAACCAGGACAUCCGGCUGCUGCAGGCCCAGCUGCAGGCCCAGAAGGAAGAACUUCAGAGCCUGAUGCAUCAGCCCAAAGGGCUAGAAGAGGAGAAUGCCCGGCUCCGAGGGGCCCUAGAGCAGGGCGAGGCCUCCCAGCGGGCCCUGGAGUCGGAGCUGCAGCAGCUGCGAGCCCAGCUCCAGGGGCUGGAGGCCGACUGCGUUCCGGGCACAGAUGGGGUGUGCCUCCGCUGGGGCAGAGGCCCUCAGGCUGGCAAGAUCACCAAGGAGCAAGGCCCUAGGGGGCAGGAGCAAGGCCCUAGGGGGCAGGAGCCACGCCCUGGCUUCCUGGAGCAGAAGGAACAGCUAGAGGCUGAGGCCCAGGCGUUAAGGCAAGAGUUGGAGAGGCAGCGGCGGGUGCUGGGGUCUGUGCAGCAGGACCUGGAGCGGAGCUUGAGGGAUGCAGGCUUGAGGGAUGCGGGCCUGGCUGAGCUGGGCCACAAACUGGUCCAGAAGCUGCAAGGCCUGGAGAACUGGGGCCAGCUCCCUGGGGUCCCUGCUAAUGUCUCAGAGGCCUGGCGUCAGGAGCCUCACUUCCACAGUUCCAGAGAGCGGAGUGGAAAGGAAAAGUGGUGGGAUGGUCAGAGGGACCGGAAAACGGAGCGCUGGAAACACAAGAAGGAGCAAUCUGGCUGGGAAAAGAAGAAGAGCUGGGGGGGUGAGGAGGACAAGGAGCUGGCAGGGCGGGGGAAGGAGGGAAAGCCUGGGGUGGAGGAGUGGGCUGGCAAGAAGGAUGGAAAGCGUCAGGGUUCCAAGGAGGCCCCCAGGAAGAGUGGGAGCCCCCCCUCCUCCUCAGAGGGGCAGAAGCAUCCUCGGUGGAAGGAAGGGGCUAAAGACAGGCCCGACCCCCUGUCACCCUGGGCAGAGCUGUCGAGGCACAAGUACCGGGCCCCCCAGGGCUGCUCGGGUGUGCAGGAGUGUGCUCGGCAGGAGGGCCUAGCCUUCUUCGGCACCGAGCUUGCCCCAGUGCGACAACAGGAGCUGGCCUCUCUGCUGAGGACGUACCUGGAGCGGCUGCCUUGGGCUGGGCAGCUGACCAAGGAGCUGCCCCUCUCUCCUGCUUACUUUGGUGAGGAUGGCAUCUUCCGCCACGACCGCCUCCGCUUCCGGGACUUUGUGGAUGCUUUGGAGGACAGCCUGGAGGAGGUGGCAGUGAGACAGACAGGUGAUGAUGAUGAGGUGGAUGACUUUGAGGACUUCAUCUUCAGCCACUUCUUUGGAGACAAAGCCCUGAAGAAGAGGUCUGGGAAGAAGGACAAACAUUUGCGGAACCCCAGAGUUGUGGGGCCCAGGGAGGAGCACAGCCACCACCGCCGAGGCUGAGGCCCCCUGUGUUAUCUGUCCUCUGGGAACCGUUAAACUGCCACCUCCCCCAGCUCCCCUGGCUCUUUCGGUGUCCUUGGAUCUCCUUCACAGAGGAGAGCAAAGAAAUCACCCAGCCCUGCACGGAUACCACUUUCGCUAAGGAAAAAAACCUUAGCUGGACCGGCCUUGCUGUCUAUGCAAAUGCAUGCAAAUGCUCAGGGCCCUGGGCCUGGACUCUUGCAGCCUGAUUGUGUGAAGUGGGGGGUGGGGGUAGAGGAGUGGGGGCGAUUCUGAUUCUGAAGCCAAAGAGCUUUCCUCCUCCUGUGUGUGUGUGUGGGGGGGUGGGGGCAGCCCAGAGUGGGCCCCUUGGCUGUACCCAUUGACCUGUGCCCCCUGGGACUUGACUCGCCUUGCUGGCUGGAGGCCCAGCAUCAGGGCUUCCCCUGGGGUUUUGUGAGAUUUGGAAAGAGCUCUCCCCUGGGGGAAGAAGUGCCCCUUUUGGCCCAGUUCUUCACGUGGCCUCACCUCCCCAUGUGAACUGUAGACUCAGAUCCCAGUAAAAUGCUUUUGGAGCUGUGACACUGUGUGGGGGCGCCGUCACUUGGGACACCAACGCCCACCACCUCGUAGGCACUGGUACUCACCUCCCAUGUACUCCUCUCCCUGUCACCUCCCCCUCUCUGCAAGCCUCAGGCCCUCUGGGCUGGAACUCUGCAUUUUGCUCACAGCUACCUUGGCUGCACCCCUGGGAGAUGUAGACAUAGCGACCUAGCAACAUAGCGAGUGGGUUUUGGAGUCUGAGCCUCUGGCUCAAGUCCAGGCUGAGUGAUUGUGGGCAAGUUGAUCUCUGGGAGCCUUGGGUUUCUACUCCUCAAAAAAGGAGAUUGAGGGGCUGGGGGAAGAGAUUAAAUAAAACAACAUAAACAAAA